AAAUCUGUUUUCUCUAGUCGUUUGCUUUUUGUGUCCACUCGAAUCGAUUAGACUCUACUAUAUAACUCGUACGAGGAGCACAUCCAACACCCUCUGACUCUGUCGUUUUCUCUCACUCAACUGAAAAACUAAAACCCAUUUUCUUCUCCAAAACCUUCCACUUUCUCCAACCCAAACGCGCUUGCGAGCAUAUCUACUUCGCUCUCUUACCCGUUUUUCUAAUCUUCUCGCUCUGUCCAAUUCCAACACUCCCGUGGUUGAUAAGUAGCGAAAUUUGAUGCUGUAGGUGUUUGAAGGAACCAGAUAUUACAAAAAGGUUAUGAUCAAAAUAGAGUUGUGAGAUCUAGCAGUGUUACUGGGAAUGAAAAAUCUUCUGUAGGUUCUGUUACACACUUUAAUUUGCACUUUGACAUGGAGGCUCAAAUUCAUCAACUUGAACAAGAAGCUUACUCUGCUGUCUUGCGUGCUUUCAAAGCUCAGUCUGAUGCUCUUACAUGGGAGAAGGAAGGUUUGAUAACUGAGCUUAGAAAAGAGUUGAGGGUUUCGGAUGAUGAACACAGAGAGCUUCUUACCAGGGUUAACUCUGAUGAAAUAAUACACCGCAUUAGGGAGUGGAGACAAACUGGUUGUUACCAACCUGCAAGACGUAGCACAUCUCAGCCUGUUCAUGACAUUUUACCUAGUCCAACUGUUUCAGUGUCCCGAAAAAAGCAGAAGACAUCCCAUUCGGGUCAGUCCUUGCCUGCUUUAUCUUCAGUGAAGUCUGUGCAGUAUACUUCUGCGGGACCAACUGGAGGUAGGCAUUUUUCAAAUCGCAACGCUAGUGCUCUUGCAUCCAAUCCACCCGCCGAAGCAGCAGCAUUUGAUCCAUUGAUUGGGAAGAAAGUUUGGACUAGGUGGCCUGAAGAUAACCACUUUUAUGAGGCUGUUGUAACUGAUUACAACCCUGCUGAUGGUCGGCAUGCUUUGGUUUAUGAUAUUAAUAAAGUACAUGAGACUUGGGAAUGGGUUGAUCUCAAAGAGAUCUCACCGGAGGAUAUAAGAUGGGAAGGUGAAGAUCCAGGCAUAAUCCAUAGAGGUGGACAUAGUGGGCACGGUCGUGGGGUUAAGAGAUUCUUUGGCCAUGGUGGUGAUUCUUUAGGUGCAGGAAGAGGGAGAGGUCAUCCUAGGCUUCAUACCAGACAAGAAUUUCACCCACCUCAAAAUGGUAUUGGGAAGAGAGUUUUGGAUGACAUUGAAUUGCUGAACACAGAUUCUCUAGUUAAGGAGGUGGAAAGGAUUGUUGCUACAAGUGCUCCAGAUUCAAUGGAACUUGAGAAGGCAAAGCAAAUGCUGAAAGAGCACGAGCAAGCACUUGUUGACGCUAUUGCAAGGAUUGCAGAUGCAUCUGAUGGUGAAAGUGAUGAAGAACAGCCGUUUUUGCAGCAUGGACAAUUAAUAGAAAGGGGAUAAGAGCACAGGAAAUACUGCAUGUUGGAGGUAAUCUGUUGCACAGAAAACGUUAUAUCUUUAAGCUCUGAUGAUCUCGUGAACUGUAAUAUUGGAGAGAUGAAUGGGUGGACAGCUUAUGCAUGCACUUGUAGGAUCCAGCAGCAGCAAAUGGCCAAUACGAUUUUCUUCUUACUGAUGCAUUUUCUGUCUUUCAUUUAUUACUCUUCCUGACUGUUGCCACAUGUACGAGUUUUGUACUCAAUGACGAUUUUGAAUACAGGGAGCCCCUCAUUUUAUCAA
Messenger RNA from Vigna angularis (adzuki bean), 1731 nucleotides. RefSeq names its product protein EMSY-LIKE 1. Bases 412 to 1452 code for a protein of 346 amino acids. Lineage: Eukaryota; Viridiplantae; Streptophyta; Magnoliopsida; Fabales; Fabaceae. The transcript has 11 exons. Gene Ontology annotation, biological process: defense response to fungus. The record is from RefSeq and is a predicted model, not a curated record. Gene Ontology annotation, cellular component: nucleus.